Messenger RNA from Ostertagia ostertagi, 738 nucleotides. Lineage: Eukaryota; Metazoa; Nematoda; Chromadorea; Rhabditida; Trichostrongylidae. The record is from the annotation of a GenBank genome assembly.
AUGUCCCUUCAUCGAAGAAAGGUCCCUACAAACUCACCUACUCCUGUCUCACUAGGCAUCUCCAACCAAUUCGUAUCGGAUGGUUCCACAGAGAGUUCAACAGGUUAUCGAGACUCGUUGGCCGAUUCUGGUAAGUCGUCAUGGUCGUCGUUGGAUCGGUCGUCUCCUGUCUAUCCGCCGAGUCGUUUCUGCCACUUGUCCAGUCCAUCGCGAACGCUGACAAUGGAAAAACGAAAGAAAAUCGACGAAAGUAUCCCGAAAUCAAUUCCAGAAGUGUACCUCACCCGUCUUCUAACCAGUAAAGGUACCGUGCAGAAGUAUAUCGAAGAUUUUCUGGAAUCAAUAAUGUUCCUCGAAUGCUCUACAUAUCCGCCGAUACUGAAACGUGUCUUCGACUUAUUGGAGGAGGAAGCAACUCGAAACAGGGUGAGCGAUCAUCGAUUAGUUCAACAAUGGAAAUCAAAUCUGUACAUUCUGCGGGUAUGGGUGCAUCUGAUCAAAAACCCAAAAAUUCUUCUCGAUGUGUCGGAAUCCAUCAGUCAAGACGGCAACUUAUCCGUCGUCGCUCAAACGCUGGAGGUAGCCCGCCUUCGACCGCUGUCCUCGGAUCUUUUCCGCAGAAUACGGAGACAACCGCCAGUUUCCGAUGAGGUGUUCGUCGACUGCCUUAACGAUGUUGCGAAUGUGCUCGCUGCUGACGACGUCUGCACAGUUACCGAUUUACCAUCGGUUAUCUAG